Messenger RNA from Caenorhabditis angaria, 2686 nucleotides. NCBI's taxonomy places the organism in Eukaryota, Metazoa, Nematoda, Chromadorea, Rhabditida, Rhabditidae. The record is from the annotation of a GenBank genome assembly.
AUGUUUCUACUUGCCACGUCACAAGGUUUGACAGCUUAUGAGAACUUCUACGCAAAUCGGAUUUAUGAUGAUCCUGAAUUUUAUACCUGUAAGUGUAGGAAGCCUAAGAAGCCUAGAAAGCCCUUUGAAGCCUUUGGAAGGCUUCUGAAGCCUUCUGGAGCAGACCUGGGAAUUUUUUACGAGGCACCGUAAAACGUAAAACAUACUUUUUACGGUUUUGAAAAACCGUAAAAUUACGAGAAAAACGUAAAAUUUUGUUACUCAAUCUUUUCACUGAAAAACAGAAAAAAUUCCUUCAGAAAUAGCGAGUUGGUAACUUAUCGUAACUCCAACACAUUUUUACCAAUAUUAUUCUUCAUAUUCGUCAAAAAAUUAAUCAGUUAGGAUUAAAUCAAAAUUUUCUUUGAAAAUUUCGUGUUUUUUUUAAAAGUUUCUAUUUGAUUCUGUCAAAAUUCACUAUAAUUAAACUAUAUUUAGUGAUUAUUUUAAACGAAUUAUUUUACGAUUUUUUGAGCGGUAAAACCGUAAAAUGGAUUUUACGGUGAAAUCCCGUAAAAACCGUAAAACGAAAAAAACGUAAACGUAAAAAUUCCCAGGUCUGUUCUGGAGCCUUCUGAAGCCUUUUGAAUUAUUCCUGAAGCCUUCUGAAACCUUUCGAAGCCUUUUGAAACCUCAUGAAGUUUUCUGAAGCUUUCUGAAGCGUUCUGAAGCCUUCUGAAGAUUUCUAAAUUUUCCUGAAGCCUUCUGAAGCCUUCUGAAGCCUUCUGAGGCUUUCUGAAUUUUCCUGAAGCCUUCUGAAAUCUUCUGAAGCCUUCUGGAGCAUCCUUAAGCCUUCUGAUUUUUGCUGAAGCCUACUGAAUCCCUCUGAAGCCUGAAAAAAAUCAAAAAUAUUUUUCAGCCCGUCUCAUGCUCUAUUUUUCCAUCCACGAAGCCGCUUUUUGCUUCCAAACGCUCACUUUUUUCAUAUUCUCAAUAGAGCGCGUUUUGGCGAUUUAUGGAAUUUUGGCACAACGCCAAAAUUUGCUCUUCAUUAUUUUUGUGCUGGUUUUUGUUUUGACUGCCGGAGCAUCUUUGGUUUUUUCAUACACUAUUCAUUUUUUGUGAGUUGGGGGAAUUUUGAAUUUUUAAAUUUUCGCGCCAAAAAAUCAAAGUGGAAUUUUAUUUUAUUUUUUCAAAAUUUUGAUUAGUCCCAGACAAAUUUCCCAAAUUUCAAUCAUAAAAUUUCUAAAAAUCCUCAAAUUUUUUUUCAUUUCAUUUCAAUUUAUUUCCAAGAAAAAAAUGAAACUUCUCCUAAUUCUCUUCCAAAUUUUAUCGAUCCAAAAUUUUGUGAUGGCUGAAAAUUGUGAAGAUGUUUAUGAACUUGCCAAAUUACAAUGUCAAGCUCAAAACGGUUUUCCUGUUAAAACAAUUAAUUGUAUGCAAAAAGCUGGGAAAGAUCAUGAUAAAUGUUUGAAAAUGUGAUAAUAAAUUUGAAUUCUCAUAAGUCAUUCAAAAUUUUCAAAUUUAGCGCCAAAAUUUGAUUAAAAUAGGCUUGCGGUGCGUGUGCGUUGCGGUCAAAAAUUUAAGCGCGAAAAUUCAAAAAUUUAAAUUUUCAUUUUUCAUUUUCCAGUACAUCACACCGCCGAGCCAACAAUAAUCAUCUCAUCAAUCGAUAUUCUCGGAUUAUCCCUCCAAAUUGUCACGUGGCAUCAUGCCAAAGUCCAGUACUCAAAAACCGUUGGCUCCGCCCCUCUGGAGCAACGAUUUCGUAUGGCAAAUGUUUAUAAAUGGACGCUCACGCUAUUUCCCUCGUCAAUUUUUGCGGUUAUUGUUAAGGUAAAUUUUCAUUGCCACGUGGCAAAAAUUCGCGAUUUUUUUUGAAUCUAAAAAAAAAAAAUAAAAAAAAUUUGCUGAUGAGAGUGGGAUUCGAACCCACGCCCCCGAAGGGACUGGUGCCUUAAACCAGCGCCUUAGACCGCUCGGCCAUCUCACCACACAUUUCCACUCGCUCAAAAAUGUCAUGAAGAGAAGGAGCGAGAGAGAGAUAGGCGUGUGCAAAUAAAAGUGCACUUUUUUUGAGGGAAGGAAUUUUUUUUGACAUAAGUUUGGAGAAAAAGUUUUCUGAAGUCUUCUGAAGCCUUCUGAAGCCUACUGGAGUCUUUUGAAGACUCCAGAAGGCUUCAGAAGGCUUCAGAAAGCUUCAGAAGGCUUCUGGAAGCUUUUGAAGGCUCCAGAAGGCUCCAGAAGGCUCCAGAAGGCUUCAGAAGGCUUCUGGAAGUUUCUGAAGCCUUCUGAAUUUUCCUGAAGCCGCCUGAAGCCUUCUGAAGUAAAUUUUUCAGACAUUUUCAAUUGGAAUGAUUUGGAUUUAUAUAACACAAGAAAAAUAUGACCUCGAAAAUGGCUACCGUAGUUUAUACUUUGUAUUUGUGUUCAAAAAUGUGAGUUUGUUUUUUUAUUUUUUAUUUUUGAAUAUUUUCAGCAUCAAAAAAUUUUCCAGCUUCAAGCAGCCUACGCCAUUUCACUGCCCUUCAUAAUUCUCUCAACAAAUUCGCAACUUUGCCGAAAAUUUCGCGCCAAAUUUUGUGGCGCCAAACGAAAAGUUUCGCCAAAGACUGUGAAAACUUUGGAGGGAAAAGAGAUUCGACGAAAUUUUCGAACUACUGCUGAAUAUUUUGAGAAUUUGAGGAAUGGUUGGGAGAAAUUUUAA